Oreochromis aureus is the source of this 1139-nucleotide messenger RNA. RefSeq lists its product as uncharacterized. Bases 101 to 856 code for a protein of 251 amino acids. The record is from RefSeq and is a predicted model, not a curated record. Gene Ontology annotation, biological process: response to bacterium. The transcript has 5 exons. Lineage: Eukaryota; Metazoa; Chordata; Actinopteri; Cichliformes; Cichlidae.
CGCAACUUGCAUUUCCUUUAGUGGAAAAGUUAUGCGUAGGCGAUGACAUUCGAGAGACACACCAUUCUUACUGUCUUUUAACUGCAGGUAAUCAUCAAACAUGGACAGCCUUCAUGUCAUUCUUGUCCUCCUUUUAGGAGGUCAUUGGAUUUCUGGAUCAGUGGUGGAUUUGACAGUGAGAUCAGGAGAGAACGUCACUCUGAAUUGUGACUGUGAAGUAUUACCUGAGGAAUAUGUUGUAUGGUACAGAAAUUGUACCCAUGAAAAUCAGCCUCCUCUUGUUCUGAAACUAAAAGAAGAUGCAUGGAAAAAAAUCAGUGACCGAGCAGUUUCAGUGAAUUCUCUAUUACGCUUCCACUUUAAAAAGAAUCAGUCUUCUGGAUCCUAUGAUCUCCUGAUCAUGAAUAUUUCUGAUUCUGAUGAGGGCCUCUAUUACUGUGGAACUGAAAAGGAACAGUGGGUAGAUGACGCAAGCGUUCAGGUCAGAUAUGACCACAGAUAUGCCAGUAUCGCAACAAGAAUCUUAAUCAGUUCACGUCACACGAGGCCUUGCCCUGAUUCCAGUCCUCACUCUGACUCCAGUACUCGACCUGACUCCACUCCUCGAGCUGUCUACAGUGGAACCUGUGGUUCCAGUCUCGUGCCCUGGCUGAUGAUGUUUACACCAGGAUUUUCUAUUCUCAUUUCAUUUUUUUCCUUUAUUUUUAUUUAUCAGUUCUGUCGGAAAACAGAAAAAGAACUUCAAUUUUUUCAGAACAGACUAGAUCACAACAAUCAAAGGAAACAGAAUGAGGAUGAAGAUUUGUGUUUAACACAAGUCUGGUUCCAGGCUCAAAAUGGACAUAAAAAUCUUUAGACGGAUUCAAGAUGGAGAAAACGCUGUCUUCCACUGAAAAUUAUAUACAUAAUCUGUUUUAAUUAUUUGUAACUCAACAGAGUUACUCAUUAUUACAUUUUACUUUUUAGUUUCAAUUGUUCUUUAUGCUUUCCUUAAAUUGUAGUUUUGGUGACAGUUGCAUGUAAAUAACUUUAGAAGUAAAACUAACAAAGUAUCUAGAAAAAGAGUAAUGAAUUUUGAUGAUUUUGUCAGAUUUGUAUAAAUUACAGCGCUUAUUAUAGGAAACUAAAUUUUUUAAAUA